CAAGAAGUACAAUGUACAUAUUUAUAUUGUUUUAGGUCUGUUGAUGUACAUUGUAUAAAAAAAAAUCCAUCACAUGCAUAUAAUCGUGAUGACAGUUUAGAACAAGAGACCUAAGAACAGUAGAACUUUUCGACACCGUGUUGCUACCAGUCCGCAUCUAUAUGAGCCAGUCCGCAUCUAUAUGAGCUAGUCCGCUUCUAUAUGAGCCAGAUCGAAAGUAGCAAAACUAUACCCAGGUGACAAUGAUCCGGUUCAUUCUAAUCCAAAACCGGGCUGGGAAAACGCGUUGUGGCAAAUGGUAUACGGCAUUCAGUGAUGAAGAUAAAUCGAAAAUCAUUGAAGAGGUGCAUGCCCUAGUAACAACCAGAGAUCAAAAGCAUACGAACUUCAUCGAAUUCCGUAACUACAAGAUCAUUUAUCGUCGAUAUGCCGGCCUGUACUUCUGUGUAUGCAUAGACAAUAAUGACAAUAACCUCGCCUACUUGGAAGCCAUCCAUAACUUGGUAGAGGUCCUGGAUAAAUAUUUCUCGAACGUGUGUGAACUGGACCUAGUCUUCAAUUUCUACAAGGUGUACGCAGUUGUGGACGAAUGCUUCCUUGCCGGCGAAAUAAUGGAGACUAAUCAAUUUGUGAUAUUACAACGGCUGGGAGUGCUUGAACGGCUGGAUUGAUGAUUUUACUAAACCCCAGGUUUUCGAGCGGUAUCUACGGAAUUAAUGCUGUAAAAAUAGGCCGUCAAACUGCUAGGCUUCCUGACCAGCGCCCGCGGUACAACCAAUGGUGGGCCGCUGCCACAAUCCCCAUAUCACAGCCGGCGAGAGCUUGACACCAGAGUGUGCACAGAUGUUGCGCGCAGUCGCAGAAUCUUUGAGCAGAGCGUAUUGGAGUUCCGUCUAUCACAAUUAAUCGAGUCCACACAUCGCUCCACAAAUAUCUACAAAAGAUCACCUCAGCGCCGCGUUUGUGUAUACCCAAAUCAGGUCAACGUCUAAUCAUAAAGUACCAAAAAAAAUUCAAUACCAA
Molecule: messenger RNA, 1023 nt
Organism: Sphaeroforma arctica JP610
Lineage: Eukaryota; Ichthyosporea; Ichthyophonida
Product: AP-2 complex subunit sigma
Exons: 4
Coding region: 243-671 (142 amino acids)
Biological process (GO): intracellular protein transport; clathrin-dependent endocytosis
Cellular component (GO): AP-2 adaptor complex; intracellular membrane-bounded organelle; membrane coat
Molecular function (GO): clathrin-cargo adaptor activity
Source: RefSeq, a predicted model, not a curated record